AUGGGGUUUAGUUUAUCUGUAUUGGGAAAAUUCUUCAAACUGGGUCUUGAACCAAAUGUCUUUACCUUCACCGGUCUAAUCAACGGCUUUCUUCUCGAGAAUCGAGUGGCGGAGGCAGCAGGAAUUUUCAACAAAAUGAUGAGGGGAGGUAAUUGUCAGCCUAAUGUGGUUACUUAUGGCACGCUAGUAAAGGGCUUUUGCAUGAAGGGUAACAACAGUGCUGCUAUUCAGUUGCUUAGGAAGAUGGAGGAAGGAGCUUGCAAGCCUGACCUAGUUAUCUAUAACACAAUCAUCGACAGUCUUUGUAAGGAUACACUAGUUGAUGAUGCAUUGAACCUCUUAUCAGAAAUGAUGAGCAAGGGUAUUGCCCCAGAUGUCAUUACCUAUAACUCUUUGAUGAAUGGAGUUUGCAAAUUAGGCAAGUGGAGAGAAGCUGUAAGGUUGUUGAAUGAAAUGGUGAGUAAAAAUAUCUUUCCAAAUGUGCGCACUUUCAAUGUCUUGGUAGACACAAUUUGUAAGGAGGGGAUGGUCUUGGAAGCAGAAGGUGUGGUAGAAAUGAUGAUUCAAAGAGGUAUUGAACCUAAUACCAUUACAUACACUUCACUUAUGGAUGGUUUCUGUUUGCGAGGAGAAAUGAGCAAGGCUAGAAAAGUUUUUAAACUAAUGCUUAGCAAGGGCUCGACGGUUGAUGUUUUUAAUUACAACACAUUGAUAAAUGGAUAUUGUAAGCAUAAGAUGAUGGAUCAGGCCAUGAUGCUGCUUCGGGAAAUGUCUCGUAAGGGACUGGUUCCAGAUAUCAUUACUUAUAACACACUUGUGGAUGGUUGUUGCAAAGUGGGGAAAUUAGGUGUUGCACAAAAGUUGUUCUCUGAGAUGCAAGCUUGUGGCCAACUUCCAAAUGUUCGAACUUAUGCUAUUCUACUGGAUGGCUUGUGUAAAAACCGACAACUUUCUACAGCAAUCCAACUGUUUAAAGAAAUGGAAGGCCAGAAGUUGGAUGCAGAUAUUGUGAUUUACAGUAUUCUUAUUGAAGGUUUGUGCCUAGCUGGGAAAAUUGAAUCUGCGAGGGUUCUCUUUCAUUGGUUAUCAUCAAAAGGACUCCAACCAAAUGUGAGGACAUAUACCAUAAUGAUUAAUGGACUCUGUAUUGGGGGCCUAACAAGUGAAGCAGAAAAGCUGCUUACUGAAAUGGAAGAGAAAGGUUGUCCUCCAGAUGAUUGUACAUAUAACAUAAUUAUUCGAGGGUUCAUCAAUAACAAUGAGACAGUAAGGGUGACAGGACUUAUUCAACAAAUGGUGGAGAGGGGUUUCUCAGCAGAUGCCUGGACUACAGAAUUGAUAUUCGACUUAGCUCAACAGCCUGAAAUCUUGCAUAAGACUGUCGCAGUUGCAGUGACACAACAGGAGCAGCAAUUGAAAGAUAUGGAGGAGGAUAUGCAGUCCUUUGUAUCUACCAAGGCAGAUGUGCUCUAUACAACCUAA
Messenger RNA from Prunus armeniaca (apricot), 1482 nucleotides. The record is from the annotation of a GenBank genome assembly. NCBI's taxonomy places the organism in Eukaryota, Viridiplantae, Streptophyta, Magnoliopsida, Rosales, Rosaceae.